Messenger RNA from Coffea eugenioides, 1026 nucleotides. Its product is annotated as actin-related protein 4-like. The transcript has 11 exons. The record is from RefSeq and is a predicted model, not a curated record. The coding region runs from base 1 to 735 and encodes 244 amino acids. Gene Ontology annotation, cellular component: NuA4 histone acetyltransferase complex; SWI/SNF complex. Lineage: Eukaryota; Viridiplantae; Streptophyta; Magnoliopsida; Gentianales; Rubiaceae. Gene Ontology annotation, biological process: regulation of transcription by RNA polymerase II. Gene Ontology annotation, molecular function: chromatin binding.
AUGGAAAAGCUUACUGGUUAUAUUUUUGACAUUUCCAGUGUGGAAUCAAGUGAUUACAGAUAUUUACUAUUUUACAAGCUCAUGUAUUUCAUAGGCAAUGCUGUUAAAGUAAAUACUAAACAAGUCAUACAGACAGUAGAUCUUGAUUUUCCAAAUACAACUGAGAGUUACAAACUCUAUUGCCAGAGAGUAAUUGCUAGUGAUAUCAAAGAAUGUGUAUGUCGAGCUCCUGAUACUCCAUAUGAUGAUAGUUCAUACUCGAACAUACCAAUGACAUCUUAUGAGCUUCCUGAUGGACAGACAAUAGAAAUUGGAGCCGACAGAUUCAAGGCACCUGAUAUUCUUUUCAACCCAUCCUUGGCUCAGACUAUUCCUGGUAUGGAGAAUUUUGCCGAGACUGCUUCUUCUGUUCGUGGCCUGCCACAAAUGGUCUUGGAGAGCAUAAAUAAGUGUGAUGUGGAUAUUAGGAGAGAACUCUUCAGCAGUAUACUGCUUGCUGGUGGCACUGCAUCCAUGCAACAGUUAAAGGAACGUCUGGAGAAAGAUUUGCUAGAGGAAUCUCCUCAAGCAGCUAGAGUGAAAGUUUUGGCAAGUGGAAAUGCAACGGAAAGGAGAUUCAGUGUUUGGAUAGGUGGGAGUAUAUUGGCGUCACUUGGUUCCUUUCAGCAAAUGUGGUUUUCAAAAUCUGAGUUCGAGGAACAUGGAGCUUCUUAUGUUCAAAGAAAAUGCCCGUAAGGAACUUUACUGGUGCGGUCAAUUAUCACAUUAGAUAGACAGAAAUUCAUGGAGCUGACUUCACUUCGAUUAGUUUGCUGACGGUAUGGGUUGUUCGGUUUUAAUAUCCUGCUCUAUAGGAGUCCAAACAACAAUGUACUAUAUAUGUAUUGUACCUAUCGUUGCUAAUGUUGUACAAUUACGUUACGUACUGGGGAUUGUAAUAUACUCCGUACUAGGCUCGUGUAGCAACAUUAUUGACUUGCUAUCUAAGUCACCGUGAAGAAUUUUACGGUCGCUGACAUUUUAAAA